Ahaetulla prasina is the source of this 6084-nucleotide messenger RNA. It is a transcript of the gene FGD2, whose product is annotated as FYVE, RhoGEF and PH domain containing 2. Gene Ontology annotation, biological process: filopodium assembly; cytoskeleton organization. Gene Ontology annotation, cellular component: cytoplasm. The coding region runs from base 1546 to 3822 and encodes 758 amino acids. Lineage: Eukaryota; Metazoa; Chordata; Lepidosauria; Squamata; Colubridae. The record is from RefSeq and is a predicted model, not a curated record. The transcript is spliced from 16 exons. Gene Ontology annotation, molecular function: guanyl-nucleotide exchange factor activity; metal ion binding.
CCCUGAUCUGGAUGACUAAGAAUCUCCAUAGACUUUGCCCUUCGGUUGUGACAAAAUCCAGCCUCGCAACUUGACCUCGGUCCCUUGUUUCGCACAAGCCGGGGGUACUGGCUGAUCUCUGAAGCUGAUCGCAGUCAAGGACUGGCUAGAGCCCUCUUCCACUGGAGGGGACACAGAAAACUCGCACAUCCAUUAUAAAGAAGAAGCCGGGGGAUGUGUGUGUGGAACUACAUCUUGCCUGGAAAAUGGUUCGAAGCGAUCAGCCGGACGUUUGAAUGCGUUUUACCUUGUUGUGUUCGUUGGCUCUGAACAAUUGAACUGAAGUUCUUCGCUGCGACGCUCGGAAGAGCUCCUGUUGGCGCCGCCUGAAAAAUCUCUGAAACUUUAGCCGCCUGGUGGUCUUUCGAAUAACUCAGCUAAAUUUGAACCCGCUCUUCCUUUUACAUUUUUCUGAGGGGUCCUUGGUGUUCUCUGAGUUUGCUUGUUUUCUUGCAAAAGUUUCAUUACCUCCUAAGUAGAUACCAAGUUCAUUACUUCAUUACCUUAACUAGAUACCCUAACUAGUGCUAGCAAGCGAGUUCAGAGAGCCUACCAAGGAGCCCUCAUUUCAACCCUGAGCUAUAAAUAGCUACUGGAUUUAAUAGUGUUACUUUUACAUAAUUCAAUAAAUAUUCUACGAAUGCAUCAGUUUUACUUUUUAAUAAAUUUUUAAUAUACAGACAAAAGCUCUUAUAGGAUCUUCCAUAAUUUUUAAAAAUGGGAAGGGAUCUGCAGAGCAAAAAAAAAUUGUAAGAAUUAAUUUUUUAAAAUAUUAAGACAGUAUGUCGACAUGUUAAGCUUUGCUGGCUGAGGGACUCUGGGAGUUGAAGUCCACAAGUCUGAAAGGGACCAAGGUUAGAGACUCCUGAUCUAGACACCUCAGACUGAUCUCUGAAAGGACAUCUGUGAAAAGUGAUUAUAUUUAACAAUAUAGAGACCAUGACUUUUUUGACCUAUUCCCAUUGCUUCCUGAUUUAAGAUUCUUGUUUGAAAUAUUGGUAGGACAGGGAUACAUUGUUACUGUGUUUCAAAUCAAUGUCUGGAUUUAAAAGAUAAACUGCAAAACCCUGUAAAAAUGUAUUUAAUAUAUAGGCAUGUAUAAUUAAUUCUGUAACAUGGUUACCUCUUUUUCCCUGUCUUUCUGAUGGCAUUGGAUUUUAUAUAAUUUUGACAAAUAAAUGAAAACGUAAAAAUAUAACAGGACCAUAUGCAUAAAUCAAGAUAGAGCCAAUGGUAAAUGAACAGAAAAGUUCCUUAAAUACAUUAUAAUUAAUACAAAAUAUAUUUUGUGAAGCUCUGAAUUUUUGAUCCUUUCACUUACAAUCUUGCCCUCAGUACUUCCUCAAAAGCUUCCUGUUAUAGGAUGUAAUUUACAAGAAGCUUCUUGUCUCCCAAAGAAAGAAACAAUUUGUAGAUUGUUCACUUGGUUAUAUAGUCCUAUCAGGUUUUUUAAUGCAGCUAUUUCUCAGAAAAGUUCCAAAUAAGAGACCAUAAAGAAGAAUAAGGAUGAUGGAGGAGAAACAGAACCUUCCAGAAACCUCAGUGACCAACUUGCGGCAUAUAUUUGAGAAUUUCAGGCCCUGCUGCAGUUCUGAGAAAGAAGAGGUCCUUCCCCGGUUGAGGUUUCAACUAACGACUCCAAGUCCUGUGGCAUCUUCCAUGCUGCAGACACAUGAAAAAGCCAUGGGAGACAUUAAGAAAGCUGCAGUUAUAAAGCCUGGCCAGGUGCAGUGCAGGGCAGAGUCUCUAGAGCAGCAACAGCAAGCUCCUAAAAUGCUCCCUGUCAAAUGUCUCAGCUCUUUCCGAGGCAAGAUCACUGUCAGCAACUGGAGGGCGAAACAAGCCUCAGAUUCUCAGCCAUACUUCACCAUGCAAUCUGGAAGCAGCAAGAAUCAGGAACCAGAGCAGAAAAAAAUAGCUUUGGAGCUGCUGGAAACAGAACAGGCCUAUGUGGUUCGCCUUCAUCUUCUAGACCAGGUGUUUUUCUCAGAGCUAGUGAAAGAAGCCAGAACUACAAAGGCAUUUCCGGAAGAUGUAGUAAAAAUGAUAUUCUCUAAUAUCUCCUCCAUUUACCAGUUCCAUUCCCAGUUUUUCUUGCCAGAGCUGAAAAAACGUAUGGAGGACUGGGAUUCCAAACCCAGAAUUGGGGAUAUCAUCCAGAAAGUGGCUCCUUUCCUGAAGAUGUAUAGUGAAUAUGUGAAGAACUUUGACAAGGCGAUGCAUCUGAUCACUGUGUGGUUGGACAAAGCCUUGCCAUUCCAGGAACUCAUCUCAAACAUUCAGAAACGGGAAGUGUCUGCUAAUUUAACCUUGCAGCAUCACAUGUUGGAACCAAUACAGAGAAUUCCCAGAUAUGAACUCCUCCUGAAGGAUUAUAUUCAAAAACUACCUUUGGAAUCACCAGACAAGGAAGAUGCACAGAAAGCUUUGGAGAUGAUUUUCACAGCAGCUAAACAUUCUAAUGCUGCCAUUGCUGAAAUGGUGAGUGUCCGGCUCAGGGGUGUCAAACUGGCGGCCUGCGGGCCAGAUUUGUCAUGUGCCGGCCAUGCUCACCCCAGCUCAGUGGUGAAAUCUGAACCGGUUUACUUCCAGUUCGCUGGCUGCGCAUGCGUGCUGCGCGCACACAUCCACAGUGCACACCACACACCAAAUGCGAGGUGUGCAUGGACGCGCGCAGUGCACACCAAAAGGAAGCAUGGGGAACGACUCCAAAACCUAUGGGAUGUAUAUCACAGGCUAGGCCUUGAUGAUGAUAUUGUUGAUCCUUCUAAUGAAUUUAUUAAAGAAGGACCCAUUCAGAAAAUCUCUUUCCGAUUCAGCAAUACCUCAGAGAGAUACCUGUUCCUGUUUAAUAACCUGCUGUUGUACUGUGUGCCAAAAGUCAUUCAAGUGGGUGCCGAAUUUCAAGUGCGCCACCGGAUUGAUGUCAAUGGCAUGAAGGUUCGAGAACUAAAUGAUGUACAGUUUCCUCAUGCUUUCCUUGUGUCAGGGAAGCAGCGCACUCUAGAACUGCAAGCAAGGUCCAAGGAAGAGAUGGAUGCCUGGCUUAAGACCUUCCAGUCUGCCAUCAACAAGAAAGAAAAGAGGAGUGAAACCUUCAAGGCUGCAAGCCAAGGGCAAGAAGCAGAGACGCAAGACUCUAGUCAGGGCCAGUCACAGGAGCUCGGCAAGUGGGCUCCCCAGUGGAUAAGAGACAAGCUGGUCACCAUGUGCAUGCGCUGCAGAGAACCAUUCAAUGCUAUCACACGAAGAAGGCAUCACUGCCGAGCUUGUGGCUAUGUGGUGUGUGCCCGGUGUUCUGAAUACAAGGCUGAAUUGCAAUAUGACAAGAAUGGACUCAAACGUGUCUGUGCGGAAUGCUAUGUCUUCCUAACAGGGAAUUUGCUGCCCAUCGAGCAGCAUGGGAAGCACAAAGGCAUUCUGGAGAAAGAAUCUGCAGAAAUAUCAGGGCAGAGCCUGAUGUGCAGUUUUCUGCAGCUUAUGGAUAAGAAUGGAAAGGGGAGCAUGCGUGGCUGGUUUGUGAUCCCACGAGAUGAUCCACUGGUGUUGUAUAUUUAUGCUGCACCUCAGGAUGUCAAAGCCUAUGCCUCGAUCCCUCUGUUGGGUUACCGUAUCAAGGAGCCAUAUCAGAAUAAUCCCCGUCACAUCUUCCAGUUGGUACAGUCCAAACAGACCUAUACCUUGGUUGCUGAAACUGAAGAACUGAAGCAGCGCUGGAUGAAAGCCAUUGAACAGUCAGCCAGGGGAGGAGAAGAAGAAGAUUCGUGUGAUGAUCUGGAAUAAUUCAAGCUCCUUCUGAGGCUGUUUCAUACUCUGAAUUGCCACUGUAAUAAGCACCGAAUCUGUGUUCUAAAUUCAGUUGUAUCUUUCAGUUAUAACUUUUCACUGGUUUCAAAUCAUAGCAUUUUUGUCUAGUUGAGAUUUUCCUGGUCCCUUCAAUUCCUGGUCCCUAUUUCCUGGUCCCUUCAAUUCCUUGGCUUACUUGUGAGCCUGCUAGUGAAAUCUAGCGAACUAUUCAAGUCCUAAUAAAUAAUUGAUUCAUCAUUUAAAUUUGCAAACUUUUAUUGAUAGACUGUCCUGUUCGUAUACAUAUUACAUGCUGGUAAAAAUAAUACUUCCUGUUUGUAUAUAGACCUUUUUUGAUCUACAGCUAUGUCAGGGAAAUUAUUCUCUGAUCAGAGAUUCUGACACUGAAGAACCCAAAAGUUCUACCCAUCUAUAAUAUAUGUAUGUAUGUAUGUAUGUAUAAAAGGUGAAUGGGAUCUUUAUCCCAAUCCCAACUACAAAUAUAACCUAUGGCAGGCUCAACCUCUCUUUUGGGCCCAGGAGAAUUGUGUAAAUGGCAUGCUAACAUGCACUACUUUUAAAACAUUUAGAUAUAUUCAUGGAGGUUGGUUAAAUUACUUUUGCUAUAAUAGCUAAAUUAAAUCUUCAUAUUUAGAAAAAUAAUGUAGGGAAAAUGGCAGAUAAUUCUUUUUUUCUGUCAGGUUUUUUAGUGAAUUUCUAAAGAUACUAGAAUGAUCACAGCUGGAGAUUGAAUGCUGGAUCAGAUUGGCCAGGUACACCAGGAAAUGACCCAAAGAUAUUUUAAAAGGUUAUGUUGGUGAAACCGAACAUGUUGAAUGUUUCAAACCAGAAAUAAGAUUGGAGUAUCUGAAUUUAUUUCAACAACUACGUGGUAAUGGCUGCAGAUUGUGUAGUUCAUUUUCUGACACUUCUAAGUAUAUACUUAUUUUAUUCUUUAGCUGAUUAUUUGCUUAGUUGCAAUCCCUUUUACUUUUAGGACAGUAAACCUCUGCUUAUUUUUUCAUGUCUCAGUCUUACUGGACUUAUCAUUACGUUGAUGGAAGUACCCAUCUACAAUGGUCUUCAAACCAUUUAUCUGUACUGUGUAUUUUAUUGUCAAUUAUUCGAUGAACUAUUAAAUUACCGCAAGUUGAAUUUUAGAGAUAAAUAUAGUUAAAAGUAACAAUUAUUGAAACUGUUUCCCUUUGUUAAUUCCAUCUACCCUCCACCUUUCCCCAGGGAUCAGAGUGACAAGAUUUCUCUUUGCCCAAGUUCUAUUUCCUGGUCCCUUCAAUUCCCUUCUCCUUUUAACAUUCUAACAUGAUGUCCAUGGCAGCGGUGAAAUCUGGCCGGAUCUAUCCGGCUCAUGCGAACCGGUAAGGCAUGCGGCUCCACCCACCCACCAGGACAUCAUUACGUCCCUUUUUUGACCCUCUGCGCAUGCACAGAAGAGGUGCGUGCGGGCAUAGCAAGCGCAUGUGUGUGCACGCUCACAUUUCCGAACCGGUAGCGAAGGUAAGUGCAUUUCACCGCUGGUCCAUGGCUACUUGAGGAUGUCUUCCUUGCCCUUUUACAAGAAGCUGUUGUGUUUUUAGAAAAUCUUGAUUCUUUUUGUUUUUUUUUAAAAGAAAUACUGGAAACUCCAACUGAAAGCACAAACUUCCAACAUUUUUUUUAAAAUACAAGAAUAAUUUUGUGACCUAUAAGCUUUUGCAGAAGAUAACAUGAUGGCAUGGGUGCUGUUCUAUGCUUUAUUUAUUACCCAGAGAAAAAGAUAAGCAAGUUGGCACUGGCAGGGACGAAGUUAAAGGAAAUAGAAGGGAACAUUCAGUUCUAUCAGGGUUUGUAUCUUUUUACCUUCCCUUAUCUAUGCAUGACAUGUUUUCAGAAUUCCAAAAUUUCUACCAUCUCCAUCAGAAAGAUUGGAACACUACUCUUGAAAUUCCAAGGUAAGACAUAGUGAUUGGGAAUUCUGGGAUGGAUAUUCCAACACUUUCAGUGGAUGUUACAGCAUAAACCAAGAGUAAAGCUUGCAAGAUGGAUACUGUGCAUGUCCAAAUAAUUUAAUAAUAAAUGCUGAAAUUCCUUUGUGAACUUUUAGAAUGAUGGUCCACAUCAUUCCAUAUAAUGCAGGAUUUAUGUCAGGUAUCAUGUACAGCUACCUGCCUUGUUCCAGAAGUACUGUAAAUAGAAAAGGAUGUUGCUAUAAAUGCUUUUUUCUCUCUUUCUUGAUGCCAUCAAUAAAUAAAGAAAUCUGAC